UGUGAUGAAUAGGAUCUGGCAACCCUCUAACCGCCCCAUGUGUUAGCUCGCCACUAGCCUGAAUGCUGUUUUUGAUUCAUUUGUCAAAAUCUGAGCUGCUCAUCUGACAUAAUUCAAUUAAACACGAUUUCAACUGACACAUAUAUCGUUUGCCAUUGAUGAAAAUGACAGCGAUAGCGAUACCAGAAAAUACUAGAGUCUUUCUCCUGGAUAUCGAAGGAACCACGACGCCCAUCACGUUUGUUAAGGACAUCUUAUUUCCAUACAUCAGAGAGAAUCUGGAGGAGCAUCUGUCUGCUCACUGGGAAGAGGAUGAAUGUAAACAAGAUGUACAUCUACUUAAAAAACAGGCUGAAGAAGAUGUGAGGCAACAUAAAGCAUGUGCGGUCCAUGCAGUUGAUCAGACAGUACACACAGAUGAGGAGAAGGCCAUUCGUGAGGUUGUGGAGAAUGUGCUUUGGCAGAUGGAUGCGGACCGGAAAACCACUGCACUUAAACAACUGCAGGGCCACAUGUGGAGAGCCGCCUAUCUGACAGGCAGAAUCAAAGGCGAGGUGUACCAGGAUGUGGUUCCAGCCAUCAGAAGUUGGAGACAUCAUGGUCUGAAGGUCUACAUCUAUUCCUCAGGAAGUGUGGAAGCACAGAAACUGCUGUUUGGCUAUUCUGUUGAAGGUGAUCUGUUAGAUCUUUUUAAUGGUCACUUUGAUACCAACAUUGGUGCCAAAGUAGAAAGUAAAAGCUAUGAGUGCAUCGCAGAGAGGAUCGGCUGCCAACCAGAAGAAAUCAUGUUCUUAACCGAUGUCACACGAGAGGCAAAGGCAGCAGAGGAUGCUGGAGUAAAUGUGGCCGUUGUAGUAAGACCUGGUAACAUGGAGUUAACUGAAGAGGAAAGGAGCCAUUAUAAAAUCAUCACAUCUUUCAGCCAAUUAGAACUGAUUGGGAGUGUUUGACAGCAAAGAACUGGG
This is a messenger RNA of Xyrauchen texanus (razorback sucker), 965 nucleotides long. RefSeq names its product enolase-phosphatase 1 (gene enoph1). Gene Ontology annotation, molecular function: magnesium ion binding; acireductone synthase activity. The record is from RefSeq and is a predicted model, not a curated record. The coding region runs from base 159 to 950 and encodes 263 amino acids. NCBI's taxonomy places the organism in Eukaryota, Metazoa, Chordata, Actinopteri, Cypriniformes, Catostomidae. The transcript has 6 exons.